ACGAAUCAAGCCGCCCGCGAAACAAAUCACAUGGCGGCUGGAGAGCUGAUGCAGUUUGAAAUGUCUGGGAGCAUAAGACUCGGAUCACCGGACGAUGAUGCCUCCACUGAUUUAGAAGCCCCUCUGGUGCAGGAAAUUGCGCAACAAGACAAUAUGCACUACUCCGAAACAAUCUCAACCAUCCUCGGACGGCAUCAACCACCGGAAAUCUCAACCACCACGGCCGGGGUCUUCACCGUCAUUUCAGCCACCUCCGCAUUCUCAAAGUGGCGCCCCAACGCAAUCCCCACCUCCGUCCAUUUCGACUGCCGGUCCAUCCAAUGGUCACUCAAAUACAUCCUUCUCACCGUUCCGCUGCUACAUGCAAAGAACUCAUCAAACCGGGCUGGGCCAUCCAAGGUUUGCGGAUCAUCCGCGGCCCAAGAAGAGCCCAAUGCCAACCACGUCCUCGCGGAGCGACGCCGGAGAGAGAAGCUCAACGAGCGGUUCGUCGUCCUCAGGUCCCUAGUGCCUUUCGUCACGAAGAUGGACAAAGCCUCCGUCCUCGGAGACACCAUCAACUACGUCAAACACCUGCACGAGAGAGUAAAGGAGCUGGAGUCGAUGGCAGAAAAGGUCCGCUCUGGAGUUGACCACCACUCAAUCCCGUCUGCCCGGAUAAGCGGGGUCCACUACGAUAGGAUUGACCAGCGGUCAAUCCAUCAUACCAAUAUAAGUGGGGUCCUCCGCUUUGGGAUUGGCAGUCAGCCAAUCCCGGAAAAAGAUGGGGUCCACGCUGGGAUUGAUUGUCUAUCAAUCCCAUAUGUCCACAGAGGUGGGGUCCACGAGAUCGAGACCGGGCGUGGUGGGAAUGAAACGGGGACGAGGGCGGGGGCGGUGGAGGUUUCUAUAAUCGAGAGGGAUGGGCUGGUGGAGUUGAGGUGCAGCUACAGGAAGGGUUUACUACUGGAGGUGAUGCAGAUACUUGGGGAGCUUGGGCUUGAGAUCACAGCCGUCCAAUCUUCUAUCAAUGGUAGGAUCCUUUUUGCAGAAUUGAGAGCUAAGAUAAAAGAGAAUUCAAGAGGCGGGAGGGCAAGUAUUAUGGAAGUGAAGAAAGCAAUACAUCGUAUAAUUCCUCGUCAAUCUUAGCUAUGAAACAUUAUAUAUCAUAUGCUCGUGAGAGUUGUGGGGU
Cuscuta campestris is the source of this 1171-nucleotide messenger RNA. The record is from the annotation of a GenBank genome assembly. Lineage: Eukaryota; Viridiplantae; Streptophyta; Magnoliopsida; Solanales; Convolvulaceae.